AGUGUGAAAUGGCAAAGUGCUGCUGCAGACCAAUGUGCUGUUUAACCAUUGUUUCCUCUUCAGAGGACACCGUGCAAUAAGGCUGGAGAUGCAAAAAUAGAACUUACAAGAUGUGGUUUACAUAGUUGUGGAGACUUCUCUUUAGAACACCCAUCCCACUGCAGUGGGAAGAGAUUAGUGGUGUUGACGAGCACUACACCCCAAUCAGAACUUACCAAGUGUGCAAUGUCAUGGACCACAGCCAGAACAACUGGCUGCGGACAAACUGGAUCCCGCGCAACUCGGCUCAGAAGAUCUACGUGGAGCUCAAGUUCACCCUGAGGGACUGCAACAGCAUCCCCCUGGUGCUGGGCACCUGCAAGGAGACCUUCAACCUCUAUUACAUGGAGUCUGACGACGACCACUCGGUCAAGUUCAAGGAGAGCCAGUUCGUGAAGAUCGACACCAUCGCGGCCGACGAGAGCUUCACGCAGAUGGACCUGGGCGACCGCAUCCUGAAGCUGAACACGGAGAUCCGUGAGGUGGGGCCCAUCAGCAGGAAAGGCUUCUACCUGGCCUUCCAGGACGUGGGCGCCUGCGUCGCCUUGGUGUCGGUGCGGGUGUACUUCAAGAAGUGCCCUUUCACCGUCAAGAACCUGGCCAUGUUCCCCGACACGGUGCCCAUGGACUCCCAGUCGCUGGUGGAGGUGCGGGGCUCCUGUGUCAACCACUCCAAGGAGGAGGAGCCCCCCAAGAUGUACUGCAGCACGGAGGGGGAGUGGCUGGUGCCCAUCGGGAAGUGCUUGUGCAACGCUGGCUACGAAGAGAGAGGCUUUGCUUGCCAAGCCUGUCGAGCUGGGUUCUACAAAGCCUCUGCUGGCAAUGUGAAGUGUGCCAAAUGUCCCCCCCACAGCUCCACCUACGAAGAUGCAUCUCUGAACUGCAGGUGUGAAAAGAAUUACUUUCGCUCUGAGAAAGACCCUCCAUCCAUGGCUUGCACCAGACCGCCCUCUGCCCCGCGGAACGUGAUCUCCAACAUCAACGAGACCUCGGUCAUCCUGGACUGGAGCUGGCCUCUGGACACGGGGGGCAGGAAGGAUGUCACCUUCAACAUCGUCUGCAGGAAAUGCGGCGGUGGCGGCGGCGGCGGGGCGUGCGAGCCCUGCAGCGGCGACGUGCGGUUCCUGCCGCGGCAGAGCGGGCUCACCAACACCACGGUGACCGUGGUGGACCUGCUGGCACACACCAACUACACCUUCGAGAUCGACGCCCUCAACGGCGUCUCGCACCUCAGCACGCUGCCCAGGCAGUUUGCUGCCGUCAGCAUCACCACCAACCAGGCGGCUCCGUCCCCCAUCACGGUCAUAAGGAAGGACAGGACGUCCAGGAACAGCGUGUCCCUCUCCUGGCAGGAGCCUGAGCAUCCCAACGGGAUCAUCCUGGACUACGAGGUCAAAUACUAUGAAAAGCAGGAACAAGAGACAAGCUAUACUAUUCUGAGAGCCCGAGGCACCAACGUGACCAUCAGUGGCCUCAAGCCUGACACCACCUACGUGUUCCAGAUCCGAGCCCGGACUGCAGCUGGAUACGGGACCAGCAGCCGCAAGUUCGAGUUUGAGACCAGCCCAGACUCGUUCUCCAUCUCCAGUGAGAACAGCCAGGUGGUGAUGAUUGCCAUUUCAGCAGCAGUGGCCAUCAUUCUCCUCACAGUGGUGGUGUAUGUCUUGAUUGGGAGAUUCUGUGGAUACAAGAAGUCUAAACAUGGCACUGAUGAGAAAAGGCUGCAUUUUGGGAAUGGCCAUUUAAAGCUCCCAGGUCUGAGAACGUACGUAGAUCCACACACGUAUGAGGAUCCCAACCAAGCUGUGCAUGAAUUUGCCAAGGAACUGGAUGCUUCCAAUAUAUCCAUUGAUAAAGUAGUUGGAGCAGGAGAGUUUGGAGAAGUGUGCAGUGGACGCCUGAAGCUGCCUUCUAAAAAGGAAAUUUCAGUGGCCAUCAAAACCCUGAAAGUUGGCUACACAGAAAAGCAGAGGAGAGACUUCCUGGGAGAAGCCAGCAUCAUGGGCCAGUUUGACCACCCCAACAUCAUCAGACUGGAGGGAGUUGUCACUAAAAGUAAACCAGUUAUGAUUGUUACUGAAUAUAUGGAAAAUGGUUCCUUGGACAGCUUCCUACGAAAGCAUGAUGCCCAGUUCACAGUCAUCCAGCUGGUGGGCAUGCUCCGAGGGAUCGCAUCUGGCAUGAAGUACCUGUCGGAUAUGGGAUACGUCCACCGGGAUUUAGCUGCUCGGAACAUCCUCAUCAACAGCAACCUCGUGUGCAAAGUCUCCGAUUUUGGUCUCUCUCGUGUGCUGGAGGAUGACCCAGAAGCUGCUUACACCACAAGGGGGGGCAAGAUUCCCAUCCGAUGGACGUCUCCAGAAGCCAUUGCCUAUCGGAAGUUCACGUCAGCCAGUGACGCCUGGAGCUACGGGAUUGUCCUCUGGGAGGUGAUGUCCUAUGGGGAGAGACCCUACUGGGAGAUGUCCAACCAGGAUGUGAUUAAGGCUGUGGAUGAAGGGUACCGCUUGCCACCUCCCAUGGACUGCCCAGCUGCCUUGUAUCAGCUGAUGCUGGACUGCUGGCAGAAAGACAGAAACAACAGACCCAAGUUUGAGCAGAUUGUCAGCAUCCUGGAUAAGCUGAUCCGUAAUCCCAGCAGUCUGAAAAUAAUCACCAACGCGGCGGCAAGGCCAUCAAAUCUCCUCCUGGACCAAAGCAACAUUGACAUUUCAGCCUUCCGCACCACGGGGGAUUGGCUCAAUGGUUUUCGGACAGGGCAGUGCAAGGACAUUUUCACAGGGGUGGAGUACAGUUCCUGUGACACCAUAGCCAAGAUUUCCACAGAUGACAUGAAGAAAGUUGGUGUCACAGUGGUGGGCCCUCAGAAGAAGAUUGUCAGCAGUAUCAAAGCUCUUGAAACUCAUACAAAGAACAGCCCUGUUCCUGUGUAAGGUACCAAAAUGAUGUUGCUCAGGAGAGGAAAAAAAGAAAGGAAGAAAGUUGCAUCGCAGGUCAAAAGUGAUGGCUGAUAAACAGCAGAAUUUAAAGGAGUUCUUUGCAACAGCUUUGGAAACACAAUGGUUAAGAUUUCAAACCCACAAGACACUCAAAUACUGAGUAUAAAUGCCUUAAAAAUAGGAGCAAACUUGUUUUCUAUCUGUUAAUCCUAAAGGGUGGGUGCUCUUGACUGACUGUUAAUGCAGAUAGUAAAUAGCAAAAGAAAAAAAAAAUAUGUGAAAAAUCCUUCCAAGUAAAAACCAGUGUUACUAAAACCUAGAGCCAUUUGAAUAUUCAGUGACUGAAUAACAGAAAAAACCAUGGACAUAAAAGCUGUGUAUUUGAUCUAUACAGCAAACAAGAAGAAAGAAAGACUUGCAGUAUUUUUAUACAGAAGAGAUCUGUAACAGGUAUUUUAUUUCUUUAAAAGCAAGGAAAAUAGAGGACUAUACCUCACAACCUGUCUGGCCAUAUUUACUAUAAUGUCAUUGUAACAUGCUAUUUCAACUUCAGGAAGGAACACAGAAAUAAAGUUUGUAGUGACUUUGAGUUAGUUGACAAAAGGUUUUUACCAUUAUGUUAGCUUCCCUAACUGUGUUCAUUUAAAUAGAAACAAGUCAUAAUUUUUAAAAGGCUUAUUUAUUUUCUUGGUUUGGUUUUUUUUGUUGUUUGGUUUUUUUUUUUCCAUUAUUGUUUAUAUUUAUGCUUAAAUACCUUAACCUGGCUGUAUUAUUGCCAAGUGCCAAAUGUUAUCCAGACUUCAUUGGUUCAACCUGAGAAAUUGUCUGAGGGUUAGUUACUGGAUGAUUUUACACUCAUAGCAUCAUGCAUGAAAUACAGAAAGAAAGAAAGGUGGUCUUUUUUCCAGCACUGACACUAUGAAAAGCAUCUGGACUUUUUUUUUGGAAAUGAGAUUUCUUCCAUUUGCUGUGAGCAGUGUUUUCAGCCAGGCUGGGGUUUUGACAGGGGUGUGUGUUGAUCUUUAGGUCAGUACCUGUCCCCAACAGCACAUCCCAUUUCCUCCCCCAGGGCUGCUUUCCUGUCACAAUGAGGAGCCCUAUUCUUGGGUGGUGUUCAGGUGAGACAUCUGCCAAGAAAAUAUAAAGGAGGGCGAGUGUUUUUGCAUCCUGCUUCAACUGAUGAUGCUUUUUGAAUUCCCUGGGAAGUGACCCAUGUUUAAAAGGAUGAGUUAAGCUGUGAAGUGAGGCUUUGCUGAGGAAGUUUACACCUGCCUGAGCUAGAAACCCUCCUGCAGAGGCACUGCCAUGAGAGCUUCCCAACUCCUAAGUUGCUGCUCUGGGGCACAUCAGUCCCAGUUGUGAGCAGAACACGACUCUUUGCUCUGAAAAUGAGUGGUUUUAAACACAGUGAGAGCCACUUGUUGUGCUUCUUAGCGCUCUAGAUGUGAUGGCAGGCACACAGACAGCAGGCCUUGGUCACCAGGGGAAUCCAUUCUGCUUCCCAACCUGACGUUCUGGAAUCUAGAUCUGAUUCUGAUGAAUCCCAGAAACCCAAGACUGUGUGAGAGGCAGAUGACAAAAUGGCACAUUGUGUUUUCUUUGUGCAUGCAAAAAGCAGAUAAUGAGUUGUGCUUUCUUCUGUUGGCUUGGGUUUUGAAGCUCUUUGGUGUAUAAGUGAGGGAAGAAUCAGUUCCUAGUAGGGUUUGUGGGGCUGAAAUUGUUCUGCAUGAAUCCAGGACUUACAAAAUGUCCAGGCACAACAUUUAUCACACAUUGCUAAGGAGAAGCAGAGUUAGAGGCUUUUUCAUGAGUGCUGGUAGUGAGCAUGCUGUAAAGGACUGGAUUUGAAACACACUCACAGCAUAAUAAUUUGUAAUUCUUUCUGAAAGACAAGUGAAUGGGUUUUAAAAUGAAAAAAAAAAAAAAAAAGAAAAAUUGAAGAAAGGUAAAAUAAAGCACUUAAGCUGUAAGGAACACUUCCCCUUAUCUGCCCCUGUCUAUCAUGAAAUGCAGCAUGCUGGAUAGAAAAGCUGUGUUUUGUGUUGCUUAAUUCAUUCAGGAUCUUUCUUUUCUUCGUGUUGAGAUUACUCUAAAUCAGACGCUGUCAGUGAACUUAAGCCACCAAAAUCCAGUGGCAAACACUGUCUGUGUGGGGACAGCUUUUUGUGACAUUUCUCUCAGCUCUAUUUUGCUGCUGGAGCUUGGGGACAAGGGACUGAAGUGGGGCUGACCUCUGGGAAAUGCUUCUGGAGACACAGACACAGUUCCUAGAGUUUUAAACACUUGAAAACUUUGCACCAAUACCCCCAAUUUCCUCCUGCCGUGUGUCCUGUCGUGUUCCUUGCCCAGUGUUGAGGCAUGCUCAACAUAAAAGAUUUAAUCUCACCGAGGGGAAAAAAUAAAGCAGCUGGGUUUUGCUUUUCUUUGCUGUUAGGAGUUGAGAGUUUUUACAAAGCUGUUUGGUUUUCUCUCCCUGUCAGAAGUUGAUUUGUACUGUAAGUGGCCUCUGUUGCAAGCAUCCUGUACUCCCUGUCCCCCUGUACAUAUGUAAACAUAGCAGUGUACAAUUCUUCAGUGUGGAGUAGAGAAAUAGAGGUCGUGUGGCCAUCUGCCUGUACAGGUUAUGGACAUCAAGCAAAAUGCAAACUGCUCAUAAAAAGACAUGCCAUAUUAUUGGGUUUGUACCUUUCAAUAUAGUUUCCAUUUUAUUUAUUUCUGUUAACAUAAUCUAGUUUUUGUGCUGUAACUUAGCAUCCAAUAAGCAAUGUAUAGAUGUGAUUUGAUUGGCAAUAUGUAUUUACUUUAACUUGUAUUUCAAAAGCAUUACUUACUCAUUUAGACUAUAUAUUGUGCAAUUGUAGAUGGCCUCUUACUAAUGUAAAAUGAUUUGUAGUGGAAACAUUUAUAUUUUUAUAAUAAACAUAAUGAAAGUAUUUUUUACAUACUGAAAUACUGAGGUGAUUGCUUGGAGGACAAAGUAAAUUUAUUUGAUUAGUGUGAUAAAAUUGUAAUUAAAUAUGGAUAAAUUCUGAGUGUAAAGCAUGGGUCUGGAGUGAAAGCUAGAUAUUACCUAUAUUAUCUAUUAAAAGAAUCAAGCAGUGCAGGUUUUAACUAAACAGACCAGCAUUUGUGAAAAACUGACUUACAUCAAUCAAAGACUUUACUUUCUCCAUGGAUACUGGGAAACAUCAUCUUCUGCAGCCUGCCUAUGGGAUAUUGAAAAAAGCUGUCAUUUAUUUUAGUUGUGUCAAGUAUUUCCAAACUUUUGCUUUUUUUUUCCUCCCUCGCCAGUGGACCUCUUUUCAGCUUAUUAAUAUGUUGAAUCCAGUUCAAAGAUGUACUUUUCAACAAAAUAAAAUUAGCCCACCACCUACUGUAAUUUCACCCCAUGAUCAUUUCUUGCCUCUGAGUAUUUGUGUUAGAUAAUAUUUUGCCCCUGUUUUGUUAUGUCCCUGCCAGGUUGUUUCUGUGUGCUUCACCCAACUACAGGGUCUUUGAAAAUGCCAACAAUACACAACUCAGGAAUCCUCUUCCUUGAAAAACAGGAAUGGUUUUGAUGCUUGCCAGUUGCUUGAAUUUUACAGGUUCUUUCUGUACCAUAACUGAUUUUGCAUGCUUUUGUAUACUACUCUGCUUACUGGUGCAAAACAAUGAAUGAUAAACCUGUC
This is a messenger RNA of Sturnus vulgaris (Common starling), 6646 nucleotides long. Lineage: Eukaryota; Metazoa; Chordata; Aves; Passeriformes; Sturnidae. The record is from RefSeq and is a predicted model, not a curated record.